Messenger RNA from Myxocyprinus asiaticus (Chinese sucker), 3035 nucleotides. Its product is annotated as E3 ubiquitin-protein ligase RNF216-like. The coding region runs from base 197 to 2692 and encodes 831 amino acids. The transcript is spliced from 17 exons. NCBI's taxonomy places the organism in Eukaryota, Metazoa, Chordata, Actinopteri, Cypriniformes, Catostomidae. The record is from RefSeq and is a predicted model, not a curated record.
ACGGCUCAGCCACAGCUUGACGCACCUGCGUCUGACGUCACACUCGCUUGUUUUGGCCGUUUGUUUCGAUAUCCGCCAAAUCAAACGUUGUCGAUGUGCUGGACAUUGUGACUGAGAGGAUCCUGCAUGUGCAUGGGUGUUUGUGUGUGGGAGAGAGAGCGAAGGUGGAAGACUCAGGGAGUCUGUGUGUCUUAUCAUGGCUGACGGGUCCAGUGAUGAUGAUGUCAUCCACCUGGCUAGUAUCAACCCCCUUCGCAAUCGAGCUAAGAGAUUUAGGACGAGGGCUUACAUAACCAUAUCCUCAUCGUCGGAUUCUGAUGAUGAACCUGUCAGGUUCGUACCAAAUGUCCCUGUUGUGGUCAAGGAUGAUGAAGAGGAAGUGAGCAUCUUAGAGCCACAGCCCUCGCCUCAUCGUGAACUGAUCAGACCAGCUUCAAAGUGGGGUGCAAGGUCCUUUCCAAGCCAGGCAUCUGGAUCCGACAGACAUCCAUCCAACACACACACCCGUCAACCUCCCGUAGCCGCUGUACAUCCUACAUUAGGAAACCAAGCCAUAGGUGUCUUAACCACGGACCAGAAUGCUGUACCCUCAACGUCUAGAGAAAAUGCCUUGCACAGACCUCCAUUGCCUGUUAAGGACUCACUGCCCCCACAAAAGGACCCUUUACUCAGUGCUCACUCAGAAAAUCAGGCCAAUUCUGUUUCAACUGCACCUGCAACUGAAUCAGGUCCGUCAGUCAUGGGCCACACAAUUGAAGUGGUCAUCCGGCAGAGAACUGAAAAGAGCACAGACAGGCCUCUGACACCACAGGGGGGUGUGCUGGUGGAAAUCAGAAGAGAUGAACCACAACGGCAGCCAGUGGCUGCUCCUCUCGCUCCUGCACGAUUCCUCGCACCUGCUGACAAUGAGAGGCCUGGUCCGUCAGUGCCCAGAGAGCCCUUAAUGCAGCAGGCCCCUGACCAGACUGCCCUGAAUGUCCUGGUGAAGGGAGUGAUGGACCUUUUCCCAGAUGUGCAGGAAGCAUAUUUAACAGAACUGAUAGAGAAAGGCGAACUGAAAGAUUUAAAUGUAAUAUGCAAUUUGUUGUUGGAACAUCCUGACUAUCCGAAGAAAGCCAACUCAGUUUUGACCCAAAGCAGUGUGCUCCUCGAGACUAAUGACUCUGAGACACAGGAAAGUGAAAAUUAUUUUGAUUAUUUCAAACUAAAGACUGUUGGCCCAGAGGUUGUAGUCCAAGCUGCCGAUAUGCUGAUGCGUGACUUCAAAAUGUUGAGCUGUCAGGAUAUCAAAUGGGCUCUGAAUUGCCUCAAAGGACACUAUGCAAUCACCCGAAAGGCCUUAUUCGAAGCCCUCAAGAAGUGGCAAGAGAACUCCACUGACCCCUCAGGGAAGAAGAGGAGAAGGAGAGAGCCCAAUGAGCGCGCCUUCAUAGACUUCAAGUUUGAGCAGGGUUCCUUUAAACUGGAGAGAAAGAUGUUCUUUUUGGAGAAGAAUCGGAGAUGGAGCCGAGGUAACGAGACUACACUGGAGCCGUCUCUUAUGAAAGAGCUUCAGUUCUUCGAGCAGAAAGCCAAGGAAAUGGCUGAGCAUGAAGAUUUCCUUUUGGCUUUGCAAGUGAAUGAGGAGCAGUAUCAAAAGGACGGGCAGUUGAUUGAGUGUGGAUGCUGCUGUGGGGAGUUUGCCUUUGAGGAGAUGACCCAGUGUACGGACGGCCAUCUCUUCUGCAAGGAAUGCCUGGUGAAGUAUGCCCAGGAGGCAGUGUUCGGUUCAGGACGGUCAGAGUUGAGCUGUAUGGACGGAAACUGCACAUGUUCCUUCCCUACCAGUGAACUGGAAAAAGUUUUACCCGAGAACAUUCUGUGCAAGUAUUACGAGCGACAAGCAGAGGAGGCCGUAGCGGCCACCUGUGCUGACGAACUAGUCAGGUGUCCGUUUUGUAACUUCCCAGCACUUUUGGACAAAGAGAUUUCUCUGUUCAGUUGCCCAAACCCUCGCUGCAGAAAGGAGAGUUGCAGGAAGUGCCAUGUGGUGUGGAAGGAGCAUGCAGGAAAGACCUGUGAGCAGGUGCUGGAGAGAGACGAGAUCCGGCUGCGGGUGGCCUUUGAGGAGAAGAUGACAGCUGCCCGUGUCAGGAAGUGCCACAAGUGUUCCACUGGUCUGGUGAAGUCUGAGGGCUGCAACCGAAUGUCGUGUCGCUGCGGCGCCUUCAUGUGCUACCUCUGCCGGGAGCCAAUCAACGGCUACAACCACUUCUGCCAGCACGCCCGCUCGCCAGGUGCUCCUUGCCGACACUGCAAGAAGUGCUCGCUGUGGACGGACCCCACGCAAGAUGAUGAGCGAAUCAUUCAGGAGAUUCAAAAGGAAGGUGAAGCAGAGUUAAAUAAGAAGAGUAAUCAGUCAGAAACCACAGGGAAGAGAUUGGGUCCUCCCCCCGAGCCCAUCCCUGCCAAGCGUCCUCGUGUUGCACCGCAGGCCCCUAACGCAGUUCCUCAGGCAGUCCGCGCCCCACUGCAUAUCCCCCAGGUCAUGCUGCCGGGUCCACAGCAUCUUUUUCUUCAGCCCAUUCCAGCCCCAUACGUGCCCCCAUUGCACAACCUCCCCCCGGUAAACUACAACCCACGUAACGUGAACUUUGACUUCAACAUGCCAAUGCACUAUGGACCACCGCAUCGCUUCUUCAGACCUAUCUGAGGACUCCACGGUACAGAGAGCCAUGUUCGAACUAUUUAAAGAAUUCCAGACUUCUUUGUCUUAAACUGCUAGCCCUUGCUUUUUUUUCCCAACAUAUUUUGUUAUGGGAUCCAAACUGUUUUUCUGGAGUGCUUAAGAAUGCAGCAGAGUGCCUGUUGCACUUGCUGCUUCAGUUGAAAGUAUGUUUUGAAUGAGGUACAGAUUGAUUGUUUAAUGCAAAAUUAUGUUAGUUUUCAGUUUAAUAAAAACAAAAAUCUUGUUAAACAUUUAAGAUUUUGUUUUAAAAUUUGUAAAUUAUAGGCUACUUUUUGAAAUAAAAAUGUUUUGGGGGUCGUGGCUGGUA